AGGACCCGACCGAGCUGGCGGGAGUGGUCUCGGCUGCUUCCGCCGCCGCGUCGCUCCGGGGCUCGGCGGGCGGGUUCGCGCUGCCUCCGCCGCGGUGGGGCAGCCGGGGGUCACGGAGUCGAGCAGGGGGCGCGCGGCGGCGCGGCCAUGGGACUGCGCCGGCUCUGGUGACAGCGGGGAGCCAAGCGGCCCGGGCCCUGAGCGCGUCUCCUGCGGGGGGCCUCGCCCUCCUGCUCGCGGGGCCGGGGCUCCUGCUGCCUUUGCUGGCGCUGCUGCUGGCGGCGGCGGCGGCCAGGAUCAUGUCUGGUCGCCGCUGCGCCGGCGGGGGCGCGGCCUGCGCGAGCGCGGUGGCCGAGGCCGUAGAGCCGUCUGCCCGCGAGCUGUUCGAGGCUUGCCGCAACGGGGACGUGGAGCGAGUGAAGAGGCUAGUGACGCCCGAGAAGGUGAACAGCCGCGACACGGCUGGCAGGAAGUCCACUCCGCUCCACUUCGCCGCAGGUUUUGGGCGGAAGGAUGUAGUUGAGUAUCUGCUUCAGAACGGUGCAAAUGUGCAAGCACGUGAUGAUGGGGGUCUUAUUCCUCUUCAUAAUGCAUGUUCUUUUGGUCAUGCUGAAGUAGUCAAUCUCCUUUUGCAACAUGGUGCAGACCCAAAUGCUCGAGAUAAUUGGAAUUAUACUCCUCUCCAUGAAGCUGCAAUUAAAGGAAAAAUAGAUGUUUGCAUUGUGCUUUUACAGCAUGGAGCUGAGCCAACCAUCCGAAAUACAGAUGGAAGGACAGCGUUGGAUUUAGCAGACCCAUCCGCCAAAGCUGUUCUGACUGGUGACUAUAAGAAAGAUGAACUAUUGGAAAGUGCCAGGAGUGGCAAUGAGGAAAAAAUGAUGGCUCUGCUUACACCGUUGAAUGUCAACUGCCAUGCAAGUGAUGGCAGAAAGUCAACUCCAUUGCAUUUGGCAGCAGGAUACAACAGAGUAAAGAUUGUACAACUGUUACUGCAACAUGGAGCUGAUGUCCAUGCUAAAGAUAAAGGUGACCUGGUACCAUUACACAAUGCCUGUUCUUACGGUCAUUAUGAGGUGACUGAACUUCUGGUCAAGCAUGGUGCCUGUGUAAAUGCAAUGGACUUGUGGCAGUUUACUCCUCUUCAUGAGGCAGCUUCUAAAAAUAGGGUUGAAGUGUGCUCUCUCCUCCUGAGUUAUGGGGCAGAUCCAACACUGUUGAAUUGUCACAAUAAAAGUGCUAUAGACUUGGCUCCCACACCUCAAUUGAAGGAAAGAUUAUCAUAUGAAUUCAAAGGCCACUCAUUGCUGCAGGCUGCACGGGAAGCUGAUGUGACAAGGAUCAAAAAACAUCUUUCUCUGGAAAUGGUGAAUUUCAAACAUCCUCAAACACACGAAACAGCAUUGCAUUGUGCUGCUGCAUCUCCAUAUCCCAAAAGAAAGCAAAUAUGUGAACUGCUGCUAAGAAAGGGAGCAAACACCAACGAAAAGACUAAAGAAUUCUUGACUCCUCUGCACGUGGCAUCUGAAAAAGCUCACAAUGACGUUGUUGAAGUAGUGGUGAAGCAUGAAGCAAAGGUUAAUGCUUUGGACAGUCUUGGACAGACCUCAUUGCACAGAGCUGCACACUGUGGUCAUCUGCAGACCUGCCGCCUGCUCCUGAGCUAUGGGUGUGAUCCCAAUAUCAUAUCCCUCCAGGGUUUCACCGCCUUGCAGAUGGGAAAUGAAAAUGUGCAGCAGCUGCUUCAAGAGGGCAUCUCACCAGGACACUCAGAGGCAGACAGACAGUUGCUUGAAGCUGCAAAGGCUGGUGAUGUAGAAACUGUAAAGAAACUGUGUACUGUUCAGAGUGUCAACUGUAGAGACGUAGAAGGACGGCAGUCAACACCACUCCAUUUUGCAGCUGGAUACAACCGAGUGUCUGUGGUGGAGUAUCUGCUGCAGCAUGGAGCUGAUGUGCAUGCUAAAGAUAAAGGAGGCCUCGUGCCCUUGCACAAUGCAUGUUCUUAUGGACACUAUGAAGUUGCAGAACUUCUUGUCAAGCAUGGAGCAGUAGUUAAUGUAGCCGACUUGUGGAAGUUCACACCUUUACAUGAAGCUGCAGCAAAAGGAAAAUAUGAAAUAUGCAAACUUCUGCUCCAGCAUGGUGCAGACCCUACAAAGAAAAAUCGAGAUGGUAAUACUCCUCUGGACCUUGUUAAAGAUGGAGACACAGAUAUCCAAGAUCUACUUAGAGGUGAUGCAGCUUUGCUAGAUGCUGCCAAGAAGGGUUGUUUAGCCAGAGUGAAGAAAUUGUCUUCUCCUGAUAAUGUAAAUUGCCGUGAUACCCAAGGUCGACAUUCUACACCUUUACAUUUGGCAGCUGGUUACAAUAAUUUGGAAGUUGCGGAGUAUUUAUUGCAACAUGGAGCUGAUGUGAAUGCCCAAGACAAAGGAGGACUCAUCCCUUUACAUAAUGCAGCAUCUUAUGGGCAUGUAGACGUAGCAGCUUUACUGAUAAAGUACAAUGCGUGUGUCAAUGCCACGGACAAAUGGGCUUUCACACCGUUACAUGAAGCAGCCCAAAAGGGACGGACACAGCUUUGUGCUUUAUUGUUGGCCCAUGGAGCUGAUCCUACUCUUAAAAAUCAAGAAGGACAAACACCUUUAGAUUUAGUUUCAGCAGAUGACGUCAGCGCUCUCUUGACAGCAGCCAUGCCCCCCUCUGCUCUACCUUCCUGCUAUAAACCUCAAGUGCUCAAUGGUGUGAGAAACCCUGGGGCCACCGCAGAUGCUCUGUCUUCAGGGCCAUCCAGCCCUUCAAGCCUUUCUGCCGCCAGCAGUCUUGACAACUUGUCUGGGAGUUUUUCUGAACUGUCCUCAGUAGUUAGUUCAAGUACAACAGAAGGUGCUGCCAGUUUGGAAAGAAAAGAAGAUCCAGGAGUGGAUUUUAGUAUAACUCAGUUCAUAAGGAAUCUUGGGCUUGAGCACUUAAUGGAUAUAUUUGAGCGAGAACAAAUCACCUUGGAUGUGCUAGUUGAGAUGGGGCACAAGGAGCUGAAAGAGAUUGGGAUCAAUGCUUACGGACAUCGGCACAAGCUAAUUAAAGGGGUUGAAAGACUGAUCUCUGGACAGCAAGGUCUUAAUCCAUAUUUAACUCUAAACAACUCUGGUAGUGGAACAAUUCUCAUAGAUCUGUCUCCUGAUGAUAAAGAAUUUCAAUCUGUGGAGGAAGAGAUGCAAAGUACUGUCCGAGAGCACAGAGAUGGAGGUCAUGCAGGAGGCAUCUUCAACAGAUACAAUAUUCUCAAGAUUCAAAAGGUUUGUAAUAAGAAAUUGUGGGAAAGAUACACACACCGGAGAAAAGAAGUUUCUGAAGAAAACCAUAACCAUGCAAAUGAAAGGAUGUUAUUUCAUGGAUCUCCUUUUGUGAAUGCAAUUAUCCAUAAGGGCUUUGAUGAAAGGCAUGCAUACAUAGGUGGCAUGUUUGGAGCUGGGAUUUAUUUUGCUGAAAACUCUUCCAAAAGCAAUCAGUAUGUGUAUGGAAUUGGAGGCGGCACUGGAUGUCCAAUUCACAAAGACAGAUCUUGUUACAUUUGCCACAGGCAGUUGCUCUUUUGCCGAGUGACCCUAGGAAAGUCUUUCCUGCAGUUCAGUGCAAUGAAAAUGGCACAUUCUCCUCCCGGCCAUCACUCAGUCACUGGCCGGCCCAGUGUGAAUGGCCUAGCGCUAGCUGAGUAUGUGAUUUACAGAGGAGAACAGGCUUACCCUGAAUAUUUAAUUACUUACCAGAUUGUAAGGCCUGAAGGUAUGGUUGAUGGCUGAAACCAGUUCCACCAAACCUAACAUCCCGAAGCAGCUAAUGGCCUCUUAAGUUUCACUCCUUGGCUGGAAAAAAGUUCAUCCUGACUACAGGCCUGUGGCAAAAAAGGAUAAAAAUGUGAAAGGAGCUUAAUGUUCUGACUUGAUAAAGCUUUAAUAAUGUACAGUGUUUCUAAGUAUUUCCUGUUUUUCAGCACUUUAACAGAUGCCAUUCCAGGUUCAACUGGGUUUAUCUGUACUAAAUUAUAAACAGUUAACUUGAAUCUUUUAUACAUUGUGUAUUGAUUCUAACAAAAAUGGUAAUGCCCUCAACAAAACUCAUUUUACUAAUCAGGACUGUGUUCUUUAAAACACAGCAUUUACACUGACUACAGUUCAUUUGUAAAAUGUAAAUAAGAGCUUUUGUAUUAGCCCAAUAUUUAUUUACAUUGCUUUGUACUAUAAACUGUUGUAGAGCUACA
Molecule: messenger RNA, 4258 nt
Organism: Phodopus roborovskii (desert hamster)
Lineage: Eukaryota; Metazoa; Chordata; Mammalia; Rodentia; Cricetidae
Gene: Tnks2
Product: tankyrase 2
Exons: 27
Coding region: 300-3800 (1166 amino acids)
Molecular function (GO): protein binding; NAD+ poly-ADP-ribosyltransferase activity
Source: RefSeq, a predicted model, not a curated record